Messenger RNA from Leptopilina heterotoma, 3653 nucleotides. RefSeq names its product major facilitator superfamily domain-containing protein 6 (gene jef). Bases 219 to 3101 code for a protein of 960 amino acids. Gene Ontology annotation, cellular component: membrane. The transcript has 12 exons. NCBI's taxonomy places the organism in Eukaryota, Metazoa, Arthropoda, Insecta, Hymenoptera, Figitidae. The record is from RefSeq and is a predicted model, not a curated record.
AGGGAGAAACUGGUAACUCCAACACUUGGUCAUCGAUUCGGCGCAUGAUUUAGAAAAAAGAGAAGGAAAAAAAAUAAUUUUUCACAAAGUGUUCGCCGAGUAGUGAGUGUGUGUGUUUCAUUAUUUUGUGGCAUUAGUUUUUUCAAAACUAAAAAAGAAAGAAGAAAAAAGAAGACAAGUGUCCGUGUUCCUUGUUCCCCUGCCGAAAAAAGGCCACAAUGCAGAAUUAUGGCCACGAGGACUACAAUUAUGGGGCAGAAGGUGAUCCAAAUGCGGGAGUUGGUCGAAAUCUUCCGACGGCACCGGGAGCAAGGCCCAUGGUUGAUCCACAGGCCCAAGGCGAAGUAGAUCCAAAUCUCUAUCCCGAACCAAAGGAGGCAACACACAAAAUUCGUGGCAAAAAUGAUGUUCUCGAAUAUCUUUUCGGCUCGGUCGAUCAAGAAAUGCUUAUCGUCAAGACAUUCUAUUUCUUUUUCUAUUCGGCUUUUGGAUCAUUAUUCCCUCUAAUGGGGGUCUACUUCAAGCAAAUGGGAAUGAACGCAGGUCAAUGUGGAUUGCUCGUUGGUCUCAGGCCGUUUAUCGAAUUUUUCAGCGCACCCUUCUGGGGAUCCCUAGCUGACAGGUAUCAAAAGGGCAAAUUGAUGCUGCUUGCUUCACUGUCCUGUUGGAUUAUCUUCACAUUGCCCUUGGGUUUCAUUCAACCACCUGUGACAACUUGUAUGAUUCAAAAAAAUAAUUCAUUUUUCCUGGAGACACCCGCAAAUCUCAAGGGACCAAGAAUCGUCAAGAGAUCUAUUGAUAAUAAAUAUUCAACGGCAACUGACUCGGAUUAUUUGGAAGUUGCGGCAAAUGUCGUCUUUCAGAGGUUACGUCGCAAUGUGGACGAUUUCUUCGUUGUUAAUCACACAUUGCCGAUUGCGGCUGUCACAGAUGCUACGAAGCAAAACGACACUCCACUCAGAAUUGACAUCGACGCGAUUCUCCAAAAGAAUAGACCUGCUGAUGUCUUGGAAUAUAAACGCUUUCUGAAGAACGAGCCCCUGAAUGAUGGAAGACCACCGAAGAAAGCUUACAGUCGACCAUUAAAAACACGAGUAAAAAAUCCACCACAAAAAGUAAUGGUAAAACGUAACAUUGAGAAUUUACACAUCGCGAGAGAUUUAGAGGCAAGUAUUUUAGAUUCUGAAUCGAGGGAAAUUCGUCAGAAAAAAUUAAAGUACUCGAGAGUGGAGCAAAAUAAUGAUGACGAAGAUGAUGAGGAAGAGGACGAGGAGGAAGAGGAACGUGAACAAGAAGAGGAUGAAGCGGAAGAUACUGAUGAAAUUGAAGCAUUAGACGAUGAUUCCGAUGAAGAUGUAGAAAUGGAGAAUGUUGAGAAAAAGGAAAAGAAACUUUUAAUCAGAAAACGUCGCAGUGCUAAUAUUUAUCCUAAAGCCACAGCUGGUCAAAGUCCUCUAUCUGUCAAAUAUGCCAGUAAUUAUAAUUAUGAAAAGGAUAAAGAUUUAGUUAAACCCUAUUUCAGCUCCAUUGUGUACAAUUUGUCAGACAUUCAAAAAACCUUCUUUCUUCUUCUACUAUUGGUGAUUGUUGGAGAAUUUUUUGCUGCUCCUGCAAUUACUUUAGCUGAUUCAGCUGUCAUUACACUUCUCGGAGAAGAUGCAGACAGAUACGGACAUCAACGUAUGUUUGGCAGUUUAGGUUGGGGUUUGGCUAUGUUUUUUGUGGGAAUUGCACUCGAUCAUAGUACUGCAUUUCCUGAUCAUCCCUGCGGUCCGGAUACGAGCGAAAAGAAUUACACAAUUUGCUUCGCAAUUUUCAGUGUUUUAAUGGGUGGUGCCUUAAUUACUGCCACGCAAAUUAAUUUUAAAUACGACUUUAUUGCCUCUGAGCCGGAAGUUUCUAAACCACCUGCGGAAUUAACCCGAGAGGAGGAACUACAAAAUCAAUUGUCGCAGCAAUUGAAUUUACCUGGUUUACAGGAUUCAUCGUCAAGUGCAUUACCACCACAACCACCACCGGCAGAAAAAACCAGUAAAAUAUUCGCCCAGACAACGAGGGAAAUACCCGAAUGGGUGACUGUGAUAAAACAGUUCAAGGAUAUUAAAUGCGCAUCAUUUCUUUUCGUUGCAUGGUUCAUGGGUUUUGGCAUUGGACUUAUUUUCACUUUUCUCUUUUGGCAUCUUCAAGAUUAUGGAGGUUCACCUACACUUUUCGGCGUUGCUUCCGUCAUUAAUCAUAUCUCGGAAAUUUUCGCUUAUUUCUUCAGCUUCCGACUCAUUCGGCAAAUGGGCCAUGUCAAGGUGUUGUGCCUUGGUCUCGGAGGAAAUGUGUUGCGUUUCCUUUAUAUUUCCGCCUUGAGAAAUCCAUGGUGGGUUUUGCCUUUCGAAUUCAUCCAGGGAAUAACUCACGCUGCCGUUUGGGCCGCUUGCUGCAGUUACAUCGCUCACAAUACGCCGCCUCAAUUACGUUCCAGUGCACAGGGUGUUUUGCAGGGACUUCACCACGGUCUUGGACGUGGUUGCGGAGCAAUAAUUGGCGGAAUGCUAGUCGCUAGUUAUGGUACAACAACGGUGUUUCGAGCUUACGGUUUCGUUUGUCUAUUGGUGUUGGGUGGAUUUAUUUUCAUCAAUUUCUAUCGUGUUGAUACUGGAUUUGUUUCCGAUAUACCAGCAACAGAAGAUCCUCAUCAGGUUGCCGAGGCAACUCACUUGGCACCGCACGGCGUGCCAAGUAAUGCAAUUCCCCGUGCUUUAAGUUCAAGUCGUCUUCAUGAAUUAGCUAAUCAAGAUCCCGGCUACGGUGCAACUUAUCAAACUAGCGGCGGUAAUUUGGGCGUACCGGGUAGCAAUGGAGGUUCUGUUAAUCCCAAUAAUCCGUUCUUGAACGGCGGAGGUGGUGGGGGAGGAGGAGGCGGCGGCGGCGGCUACAAUUACAGUAUCUCAGGCAAAGGAGAAGAUGAAUUCAUCCGUAGAAGCUUCCAGAUAUACAGUGAAGUUGUAGGGACGGAAUUCGAAAUUUCCAAACCACCACCAGUAGAAACUCAUCUUCACGCUCAACAACCAUGUACCAAUCCCUUCCAUCAACACGACUACGACUGGUAACAACUUACAUAGAGAAAAAAACCCCUUGUUUACAAUUACGUGUAACAGGAAAAAAAUGAUCGCAAGAUAUAGAAGAAUAGCGCGUGAACCGUAAGUGCUACAAAAAAAAAAUGCUGAGUAUGAAUGUCAAACAGCACUUGCAAGUGUGUACAUGUAUAAACGAAGAAGAAUAUGAGGAAAAAAUUAUUUCACAAUUUUAUCAUAAUUCAUGUUAUACAGGGGUGAGUAAAUAAGCUCAACUUAUUCAUCAAUAUUUCAUCAUUAUUGAGUCACAGGCCACGAGUUUACAGAUCGUAAUUCAUUAAAUUUUAACUCGAAAAAUUAUUUUACAAACAAUCUGCAAUUUUUUCUCUUUGGAAAAAAUUUUUUUUUUCAUUUCCAAAGAGAAAUAAUUUUCUAUUAUUCUGUGGUGCUUAUGCAAAAAAUUACAACAACAAUAAAAUCGGUAACACCAACAAUAACAACCAAGUUAAAAAUAGAAAAAAACAGCAAAUACAUUAAAAAAUGUAUAAUUAUAAAGAUGAUGAUAAGUAACAAACUACAGAAUUGUAU